CGCGCUGCAGGAGAGAGUGGCAGACGGAGGCGGCCCGGGGAAGCGAGUCAGAGCGGCGCCCGCUCAGCGGCGGCUGCAGUGCCCACACCACUCUGGGCCGGGAAUUCCCGGCGGCUGAAGCGUUCCGUUUUCAACCCAAUGUGGAUGAUACUGUCAGGGCUGAACCACUGAACAGAGUGUGAAAAAUCUCCAUCUUCCCUUUGGUCCUCACUUGAGACAAGAUGGAAGACUCUUAUAAAGACAGGACUUCACUGGUGAAAGGUGCCAAAGACAUUGCCAGAGAGGUGAAGAAACAAACAGUCAAGAAGGUAAAUCAGGCAGUGGACCGGGCACAGGAUGAGUACACUCAGAGGUCCUACAGUCGGUUCCAAGACGAGGACGAUGAUGACGACUACUACCCACCAGGAGAAACCUACAAUGGGGAGGCCAAUGAUGAUGAAGGCUCGAGUGAGGCCACCGAGGGUCAUGAUGAAGACGAUGAAAUCUAUGAAGGGGAGUAUCAGGGCAUCCCCAGUAUGAACCAAGGAAAAGACAGCAUAGUAUCAGUGGGGCAACCCAAGGGUGACGAGUUCAAGGACCGACGGGAGUUGGAGUCAGAGAGGAGAGCUGAUGAGGAGGAGCUGGCCCAGCAGUAUGAGCUGAUAAUCCAAGAGUGUGGUCAUGGUCGUUUCCAGUGGGCCCUUUUCUUUGUCCUGGGCAUGGCCCUUAUGGCAGAUGGUGUGGAGGUGUUUGUCGUUGGCUUCGUGUUACCCAGUGCCGAGACAGACUUGUGCAUACCAAAUUCAGGAUCUGGAUGGCUAGGCAGCAUAGUGUACCUCGGGAUGAUGGUGGGGGCAUUCUUCUGGGGAGGACUGGCAGACAAAGUGGGAAGGAGACAGUCCCUUCUGAUUUGCAUGUCUGUCAACGGAUUUUUUGCCUUCCUUUCUUCAUUUGUCCAAGGUUAUGGCUUCUUUCUCUUCUGUCGCUUACUUUCUGGAUUCGGGAUUGGAGGAGCCAUUCCCACCGUAUUCUCUUACUUUGCUGAAGUGCUGGCCCGGGAGAAGCGGGGUGAGCAUCUAAGCUGGCUGUGCAUGUUCUGGAUGAUCGGCGGCAUCUACGCCUCUGCCAUGGCCUGGGCCAUCAUCCCACACUACGGGUGGAGCUUCAGCAUGGGGUCGGCCUACCAGUUUCACAGCUGGCGUGUGUUCGUCAUCGUCUGCGCACUCCCCUGUGUCUCCUCCGUCGUGGCCCUCACGUUCAUGCCUGAAAGUCCACGGUUCCUGCUGGAGGUUGGCAAACAUGACGAAGCUUGGAUGAUUCUGAAGCUAAUUCAUGACACCAACAUGAGAGCACGGGGCCAGCCUGAGAAGGUGUUUACGGUAAAUAAAAUCAAAACCCCGAAACAAAUAGAUGAGCUGAUUGAAAUUGAGAGUGACACAGGAACAUGGUACAGGAGAUGUUUUGUUCGGAUCCGCACAGAACUGUACGGCAUUUGGUUGACUUUUAUGAGAUGUUUCAACUACCCAGUGAGGGAAAAUACAAUAAAGCUUACAAUUGUUUGGUUCACCCUGUCUUUUGGGUACUAUGGAUUAUCUGUUUGGUUCCCUGAUGUCAUUAAACAUCUUCAGUCUGAUGAAUAUGCAUUGCUAACUAGAAAAGUGCAGAGAGAUAAAUAUGCAAAUUUCAGUAUUAACUUUACAAUGGAAAAUCAGAUUCAUACAGGAAUGGAAUACGACAAUGGCAGGUUCCUCGGGGUCAAGUUCAAAUCUGUAACUUUCAAAGAUUCAGUUUUUAAGUCCUGCACCUUUGAGGAUGUGACUUCACUCAACACCUACUUCAAGAACUGCACAUUUAUUGAUACUGUCUUUGACAACACAGAUUUUGAGCCAUAUAAAUUUAUUGACAGUGAAUUCCAAAACUGCUCGUUUUUUCAUAAUAAGACGGGUUGCCAGAUUACCUUUGAUGAUGACUACAGUGCCUACUGGAUUUAUUUUGUCAACUUCCUGGGAACGUUGGCAGUGUUGCCAGGGAACAUCGUGUCUGCUCUCCUGAUGGACAGAAUCGGGCGCUUAACUAUGCUGGGUGGCUCUAUGGUGCUUUCGGGGAUCAGCUGUUUCUUCCUUUGGUUUGGCACCAGCGAAUCCAUGAUGAUAGGCAUGUUGUGUCUGUACAAUGGAUUGACCAUCUCGGCCUGGAACUCUCUUGAUGUGGUCACUGUGGAACUCUACCCCACAGACCGGAGGGCAACAGGCUUUGGCUUUUUGAACGCGCUGUGCAAAGCAGCUGCUGUCCUGGGCAACUUAAUAUUCGGCUCCCUGGUGGGCAUCACCAAAGCCAUCCCCAUCCUGCUGGCCUCUACUGUGCUCGUGUGUGGAGGACUCGUGGGGCUGCGCUUGCCUGACACACGAACCCAGGUUCUGAUGUAACGGAAACAAAGCCAUCCUUCGCGCGUUCCCUCCUCCAGCCGUGGGUCGGUGCUGACUGACUCAAGGCUUCAGAUGUUCCGUCCAUAGAAAGGUGGUUGAGUACCAGAACACAAACUCUCGCUGUGACCUAACGUUUAGAUGCAUAUCAUCUUGCCCCUUAAAUGUGAUUUUGCACAGAUUUUUUUCCCAAGCGUUGUUACCUUUCCUGUGAUGCUACUGCCUACCCCCCCAAAUCUGUGGAAGCAUUUCUAAAAUGUCCUAGUCGGCUGGGCUCCCCCGGGUUCUGCUCACUGAGGGUUUAGAGGCCGAGGACUGUGCUGGUAUAAGAAAUAGAGCCUGGUCCCAAUUCGACAUUAACAGGAAACGUAAGUUGGCAUAUUAUUGCAUUUGUGCUGAGGAGAGAGAUUCUUUUUUUUUUUAACUGAGUGAUAUUUCCUGUUUACUUAGAAAAAGACACCCAGCAAUUCUCGCUGUUACAGCAGGGCCUUUCAAAGAAAACCAUGUGGUACCAAACAGGGCUGGGUGCGGCUCUUUCGAACAAGACAAUUAAGGUGACUCUGCUGACAAGAAAAAUAGAGGGUCUGUGGUUAGUAGCAAAAAUCUGAGUGAGCAGCGCAAGUGAGAGUUCUGUCAGAAAGCCUAAUCGCACUUCUGAAAGAGGACCAUAGACGUGUCUGUGAUUGUGGCACAGGGUUCAGAAUGCCUGAAAUCACAGGCCAGAGAGAGAUCUUUGGCCUCCUUUUCCCACCUUUCCCCUGCAGCCGCCAUUGGUCUGGCCCGAGAGCAGGUUCAAGGAAAGAAAGCCACUUCUUACGGGCUGUGUCUGCCUGCCUGCUUCUGCCUUUCGUCCAAGUCAUCCUCCGUCUAGAGAUAGGCAGUGGUUGUCCAAGUUGUUGUAAUUUGCAAAUUAGGAAGACACUAAUAUCUAAAGCCUUUUGGAAAAGCAAAAUUGUACUUUCUGGUACCAUUUUCCUAAGGGACAGUCCCACCCCACCCUGAGCUUCCCCACUCCCUGCCUGCUCAUUGGCUGCACUGGAGUGGGUCCCCCAGCUCCCCAGGACUGACACACUGGCUCCUGGCUCUAGAACCACCGCCUGCCUGCAUUCCUGAGAGGCCCGCUCACAGGCAGCCAGGGACACUGUCUCCUGGUGGCUGUUGGGCUGCUCAUUUUACCUCUGGAAUCUGCCUGGGCUUGGAAGAGCGAGGUCAGCAGGACAUUCCCACGGGCCAGCUGUCAGCUUCCUGACCUUCUCUCCUGUUGGGCUGCCCCUCCCCCAAGCUCACCCUUUUUACACAUCUUCUUUGAAAUCUGAAUCCUCCUCGUAGACUUGCAGUGAUGACCAGCAGCCAGAAAUAAAUUCCAUGUUUAAACAAUAUUCCUUUUUAAACUCUCUGUGUCUUGCUAGAGUGCUGUCCUUGUUCCUGAUUAUAGGCAUUUCCAGCAGGGCCACCACCCUGGGGCCUCCAGGAAGGGAAAGCUUUUGUUUCAGCUGCCCAUUACAUUCAGAGAUGCCCUAACUCCCCAGAGGCCCCUCUGCCUCCCCCUCCCCUUCCUAAUGAUCCCUCCUAAAACUCAGAUUCAGGGAAAGGCUUCUUUCAUUAACAUAAACCAUUAACAGAGUCCCCCUCCAAGUGAUUCUGGUCUUAGAGGGGACAGCCUAGUGUUGGGGAGUGGCAGAAAGAGAGUGGUUCCCUGGGGAGGAGGGCUCAGGACCAGAUCAUCAGGAAAACCCAGCCCCAAAACUGCAAAGGGGGCAGGAAGAAGGGAAAUCAAUAAAGACUAGACAAGAUGGAUGUGAGUGAUACCAACAGAGCAGGGAAAGAAAUAGAAUUUACUCUCUCUCCUGCCUCCUGUUGUAGUAUUGGAGAACAACCACAGCAAACAACCCGAGAACGUGCCCUGUGUGUUCCUCUUCUUCCACAUAGACCCAUUUCUCAAUUAUCUACCCCUUGAUUUGCCCUCUUAAAAAAACCACAUAUUUGGAUAUUUGAAGUCUUAGUUGAGCACAGCAUGUGCAGCAAUAACUUCAAAAGUAAGGUGUGCGUCUCCAUCAGCUCAUUCAAAUGAAAAAGGAAAUGUGCAUGGUGUCGCUGUCUCUAGUCUGGUACGAUAGUUAACUUUGCAAUCAUUUUGUUUCAGAAUGUUAAUCAUUUCUGUCAUAGGGCCUAGAUACAUAAAAUGUCUCCCGAGCUACAGAGCGCAGUUAUUCAGCAUUUUACUUGAACACUGGGUUGGGUCAACAAAGGAUAAACUAGUAGGAUCCUGCUUCAUGAACCCUGCUGCCAUGUGUCCCCGUCAGGAAGACUAUGCCUGGCUUUCUUGUCUUCUAAUCUAAGCCUCCCAGGUGGCAUAAGAGGGACCUAUUCUAAUCUCCUGGACAGUCUAUGGUCACAAACCUUCUUGGUCACCACCUUUUCCAAUUUCUGUGCUCCUUUCUCUGCCCCCCUCACAUUGGUUCUCACUUUGAUUUUCUAUGCACGAGCUCAAAUUGUUUCCAAAGUAUGUGGCAUGGCCUGUCUGGCUUGUUCUGAGUUCAGCUGGCAAUUAAGAUAUAACAGAGAUUAAACAGAAGCUCUCAUUCUACCAGGAGUAGCCCCUGGCACCCGGAUGUGCAGCUGGCAUCUCAUUUCGUCCACAGUAAAAGAAAAAUCAAAGUGUGUGUGAAAAAUGAAAGCCUAACAAAAAGCCAAAACCACUUGAUCCUAUACUUCUAAUUUCUUUUCUAUCUAAAAUUUCUCCAUAGCAAUUUGGAAUCAACCCAGAAUUGGUCCCCAACCCUAUUAUGGUCACAGGAUCUUUUCAACAGGAAAAACAAAACACAGCUGCUCCAAAUGAUGAAUUUUGAAUCCCAUUACACUCUGGGCAUUAGGUCCUAAGACACCCAACUGUCAUUCAGUCCAGCUGCCUGAGUCAUCUCACACCUGGGGUACUGACCUGGGACACGAGAGAUGGGUCCUAGCCUAUGCCCACCACUCACCAAUAGCAAGGCCCGAGUUUUGCCAGGGAGAAUGAAAGUCUUUGGCCAUCUCUGGUCCUUGGCUCCCCUGCCCACAGAAUAAAGGAUUGGGAUUAGUUUGCUCUCCACGGUGCUAGAGAAUCAUCUGAAAGUAGAUUCGACUUACCAUCUGCCUUUUUUAAAAAAAAAAAAUUACUUCAUUUUAUUUAUUCAUUUAUUUUAA
Molecule: messenger RNA, 5585 nt
Organism: Tupaia belangeri chinensis (Chinese tree shrew)
Lineage: Eukaryota; Metazoa; Chordata; Mammalia; Scandentia; Tupaiidae
Gene: SV2C
Product: synaptic vesicle glycoprotein 2C
Exons: 13
Coding region: 222-2405 (727 amino acids)
Biological process (GO): chemical synaptic transmission; transmembrane transport
Cellular component (GO): synaptic vesicle membrane
Molecular function (GO): transmembrane transporter activity
Source: RefSeq, a predicted model, not a curated record